UCAACGUACCAUGACAUCCGUUGAGGAAGCAGCUAUUAUUGAAUGGACAAUAAUGGCCGCUAUUCAACACCAUCGUCGUUUUCUCUGCUGUUCAGCUGACAUUGGAGGGUCACCGAUGCCUCAGUCGUCGUCGUCGUCCUGAAGCCGCCGUUACCUCCGGUGAGAGAAAUUAAGACAGUUUAUGAUCUCGACAGAUCAUUUCUAAGCAUCCUUUUCAUCAAAGUUGCUCCCCUGGCCUGGCUGCUUGCUUCCCCACAAUGCAUUUCCUUAGCACUUAGUGCGUCUCGGACGGGCCGAUGUAACACUUACACUACCACUUCACCAGCCACACCACCUUGCACAGCACGAAGGUCCUGCCCUGGUUCAUCUUCUUCACUGUCUUACUGGAGUCAUGUCAGGCUCAGGAGACUUACCAGCCAUCGAGGGUCCUGGGAUGGGCGGGAUGAAGCUUCCCAUUGGGAUGACCCGUAGAGCCCUCAGCUACGAUGACAACCUGGAGGCCCCGAUGUCCACGCCCCCCCACGACAUCAGCAUCAACAACCUGUGGAGACGACCCAUCAUACCCGACAGAAAGUUCCCACACCUGGUUGAGGAGGAUGAGAGCGGUGUCGUCAGUAAGCCAAUAGUGCCAGAGAGCGCCCCCUCAUGGUCACCAACUGUAGUGAAAGCCAAGGCCUCCUCCAUCAUCAUGAACUCUCUCAUCACCAAACAGACUCAUGACAGCAUGUACAAGUUUGAGCAGAGGGCGGGACUUACCGAUGCCAGCUACACGCCCCACAAAGGCCUCACCGCUGAGGAGACGAGACACCACCACCGUAUCCCUGAGUCCCUUCAGAAGCUCCAGAUCCAGAGCCUGGAGGCCAGAGAGGAGCGGCAGAGCAGCUCCUCCCAGUCCACUCCCUCCACCACACCACACACCUCCCCAAAACAGCUACGCAGGAGUUGGUUCAGCAGCACGGGUUCAGAGAUCAGCAUGAGCUCCUCCAGCAGCAGCUUAGACAUGGGAGGAGGAGGAGGAGGAGGAGGAGGAGGAGGAGGAGGAGGAGGAGGAGGAGGAGGAGGAGGAGGAGGAGACAUGGCAGGAGGCGCGGUUGAACGCUGGAGCGUGUUUGGUCCGCGGCCACAAGUACACAAAUCCACAUCUGACCUGGGAUCAGACUCUGCAGCUGCAGCAGGCUUUGCGCUGCAGGCCUACCGUGGUGGCCAGAAACCGACCCCAAUGGAAGUAAUGAAGGCGCAGACCACUCGACUGGGCGACACUCCGGCAGCGCAGUCAAUGGCUCCCCCUAAGAUGGAGAUCCCCACAGUGGACGGCAGGCGGCAGGGAACGCGGCCGCACAAGCUCAAACCCAGAGACAUGAACAUCCUGACGCCCUCUGGCUUCUAGAAGGACACAUUACUCCCGUCUCUCAGACUUUAAAGGUCCCAUGGGAUGAAAACUCCCCCAACACAAGCUUCUGUUUUUGUAUUUUAUCUUUCCUAAUAAGAGCUUUAUCAGCAACAUUACUAAAAGAUGUCGGAAAGGUGACGGGAUGUAGAUAGACCAAAAGUUAUUUUGGUGGAAAACAAAGGCGGGCGGUAAAAUUAAAAGCUGUCAGAAGUCCUGAACUGUUCUGCAUCACCUUUGACCUUCUGUACUCUGGUUACUGAUCGUCUGACCGUUCGUUCUUGCCCCAUGGGACCUUUGAAAGCAGCUCUCACAUCCAGAUAACAUCUGAACACUGUACUGCCCUCCGUCACAAACAUUCAAACAUUCCAGGAACAGAAACAUGGAGCAUUUCUCAUCUGCUUUAGCUGUUUUUAGGCGUGUACAGUGUUGCUUGGCUGUUAAACAUCCUCUCUAAUCUUUCACCGUUAUAAUGUAUCAUCUGGCUGCAGUAUACACACAUACCACAGGGGUCACAUUAACAAAAUCAGCAUGAUUCAUCCUCCCUGAGCUCAGAUCAUCUGAGGAUGAGUGCCACUCAUGGAUGUUGAGAAGUUUGUCCAGCAGAAGGAGAAGUUGACGUGUUUAAAAAAUGAUCCACUGUAAAUGCACUUUAUACCCUUUAGAGAGUAGUUGUCAUUUAAUCUCCAGUAUGAAAGACUGCCUCGUCGUCUUUACAUCGUGUCUGUCUCAAAAGUUUAGUCCUUAAAAUGGAAAUUUCACUAAGCAGGACGGGAGCGGUACAUCUAACCAGAUAUGCAGCGUAGUUUAUCAAAGAAAAUCGAGCUACAGAUCAAAAAGAUGAUAUGUAUAUAUGACAGUUUGUCUCAGGAAUUUGCAGACAUUCAUCUCCUGCUCACUGAAAUGUUCCACUUUUUUAUUUCACUGUUUUUUUAGACGUUUUAAUGUAAAGACUGUUUUUUUAUAUAUAAAAAAAACAGAUCUACAUGUGACCAAGAGUCAACUUAACAUGUCUGCAUCUGUUUUUCCUAACAAUGAAACCUGAAGGAUUCCACUUUGUGGGUUUGAUGAGUGUUGGUGCUUUAAAGCUGCUGGUGUGCACAAGAGUCCCGUCCUGCAGAAACGUUGCCCCGCCAAGACGCAGUUUGCAUCAAGCUUAUCAAAGAUGGAUGCUUUUAAAUUCCUUACUCUGCCUCUGCAAUGCUUCCUUUUGAUACAAGGUUUUUGCAGGAUGACAUCAGUGUGAACAUCAGAGAGCUCAUGAAUGAAAUGCAGCACCUUGAUUACCGUUGUUAUUAUUUUAUUGCACUUUUACUUCAUGAAGUAGCAGCAGUGUGUUUGCUGCAUUGGUUCCAUGCAUCACAUGACGCAUAGUGGAGGAGUUUGUGUUUUAUAGAGCAAACAUUCCCAAUCCAAACCACGUCACAUGUCACUCUGCUGUGGUGUAAGUUAGGUGUGACACAGAAGAAUAAAAAACACUCAGCUGUCAAUAUAAAAUAUUAAA
This is a messenger RNA of Notolabrus celidotus (New Zealand spotty), 2891 nucleotides long. Its product is annotated as putative monooxygenase p33MONOX. The record is from RefSeq and is a predicted model, not a curated record. The transcript has 9 exons. The coding region runs from base 392 to 1387 and encodes 331 amino acids. Lineage: Eukaryota; Metazoa; Chordata; Actinopteri; Labriformes; Labridae. Gene Ontology annotation, cellular component: cytoplasm.